This is a messenger RNA of Vanrija pseudolonga, 443 nucleotides long. RefSeq lists its product as uncharacterized. The record is from RefSeq and is a predicted model, not a curated record. The transcript has 4 exons. The coding region runs from base 111 to 443 and encodes 110 amino acids. Lineage: Eukaryota; Fungi; Basidiomycota; Tremellomycetes; Trichosporonales; Trichosporonaceae.
GGACUGCCUCUGACGUGCCCAUAAAAGGAGGCCUGCUUGUUGUUGUUCCCAUCCAUCCACUCUCAACUCUUCCUCAACCCAACUCUACACCAAAACAAACAACAACAACAAUGGGCCUCCUCGACUUCUUCAACGAGAACCAGGUCAACCAGACCCUCAACGCCGACCCCAGCAACCCCGACCACCAGGGCCACCUCUCGCACGAGCUCAUCGGCGGCGCCGCUGCCUUUGCCGCUGCCCGCGCGUACGAGCAGAAGCAGGCCCGCGACGGUGCGCCCCCCAACCACCAGCUCGCCAAGGAGCUCAUCGCCGCCUUUGCCGGCGCCGAGGUCGACAAGCUCAUCGAGACCAAGGGCCUCAACGCCCUCGACCGCGAGAAGGCCAAGCGCGCCGCCCAGCAGCAGGCUGAGCAGGCGCUCGCCCAGUCGGGCCAGUUCAACUAG